GCAACAGUAGGUCCUUUAAGAGUCGAGAGGUCAGGCCGUGCUGUUUGCCCUUCCGGUUUGCGUCCGUGACGUCGACACCCCGGAAGUUGACGCUAGCGGAUGCACAUGGCCGCGCCCUGUAAGGAUGCCUCUCGUCGUGUUUUGCGGGCUGCCGUAUAGCGGCAAGAGCCGGCGCGCGGAGGAGCUCCGUGAGGCGCUAGCGGCCGAGGGCCGUGCGGUGCACGUGGUGGAUGACGCGGCGGUGCUGGGCACGGAGGACGCGACAGUGUACCGCGAUUCGGCCCGUGAGAAGGCGUUGCGCGGGGCUCUGCGAGCCGCGGUGGAGCGGCGCUUGAGUCGCCACGAUGUGGUCAUUCUCGACUCGCUUAACUACAUCAAGGGAUUCCGCUACGAGCUCUACUGCCUCGCGCGGGCGGCGCGCACCCCGCUCUGCUUGGUAUAUUGUAUACGGCCGGGCGGUCUGAGCUUGGGACCUCGGGUGGCGGAUGCGGCAGACAACCAAGGCCAGAACGUCAGUGUGAGUUGGAAGCCGCGCACUGAGGAAAGUGAGAGACCUCUGGCGGCUGGCAGUAGUGUCCUCAGGGAACCCCAAACAGUGGACUUUGUAGUAAGUGGAAGAACCCAGGCCGACGUACCUAAGGAACUGGAGCAGGAGGAAACCAAGGCGCCAGAUCUUCCAGCUUUUGUGACUCCAGAUAAAUCUGCAAAGCGUGUGUCUAGUGUCUUUUAUCCUCCAGAACUUAUGGAAGCCCUAACGCUGCGCUUUGAGGCUCCCGACUCUCGGAACCGCUGGGAUCGGCCCCUGUUCACCUUGGUGGGCUUGGAAGAGCCGUUGCCCCUAGCAGAGAUACGGGCUGCCUUGUUUGAGAACCAAGCUCCCCCACCCCAUCAGUCUACACAGUCUCAGCCCCUUGCGUCUGGCAGCUUUCUGCACCAGUUGGAUCAGGUCACGAGCAAGGUGUUGGCAGGUCUGAUGGAAGCGCAGAAGAGCGCGGUCCCUGGAGACUUACUUAAGCUUCCUGGCACCACGGAGCACCUGCAGUUUACCCGGCCUUUGACAAUGGCAGAACUCAGUCGCCUCCGUCGCCAGUUUAUUUCCUACACCAAAAUGCAUCCCAACAAUGAGAACCUGCCUCAGCUGGCCAACAUGUUUCUGCAGUAUCUGAGCCAGAGCCUGCACUAACCAGAGGGAGUGGGUGGGGGGUGGGGAAGACUUGGCUCCUCACCUAACCUCCACUGCUCUCUGUUUUUCUUGGUAGGGUAAUAUCAGGGUCUGCAGAGCAUUUUGGUGUGUCUUACUAGAGCUGUUGUGACUGAUUUACUCAUGCUUUCCUGUAUGCCAGGCCUUGAGUUAACAGCAUAAAUUGAGACUAGAAAAAAA
Callorhinus ursinus (northern fur seal) is the source of this 1381-nucleotide messenger RNA. RefSeq names its product KTI12 chromatin associated homolog (gene KTI12). The record is from RefSeq and is a predicted model, not a curated record. Lineage: Eukaryota; Metazoa; Chordata; Mammalia; Carnivora; Otariidae.